AGUUGAUUUUUUUUUCUUAUAGCGGUAGAAUGGCUGGGAAGCAUUCGAUUUCAGAGUUCUACAAUGGCAGGAGCAUCUUCAUCACGGGGGCCACUGGUUUUAUGGGGAAAGCCCUUCUAGAAAAGCUUCUGAGAGGGUGCCCAGGAAUUAAGAAUGUUUACAUUCUAGUCAGACCAAAGAGGGGGAAAGAUGUCAAUCAGAGGCUGGAGGAACUCCUUAGUUCCAAGCUGUUUGAGAAGCUGCAAAGACAGAACCCAGAUUAUGCUAAAAAGGUGAUAGCAGUGACGGGGGACAUUCUCCAUGAAAACCUCGGGGUCAGUCAGAGGGACGAAGAAAUGGUGAUCAACAAUGUCUCCGUCGUCUUCCACUCGGCGGCCACGGUCAAGUUUGAUGAGGAGAUGAAAUUAUCGGUAGAAAUGAAUGUGGUAGGAGUCAACAGAAUGAUUCAGUUUUGUAAGAAAAUCAAGAACUUAGAGGCACUUUUACAUGUUUCAACAGCAUAUUGCAAUUGCAAUGUAAAACACAUUGAAGAGAAAGUGUACGAUCCACCAUUAGCCCCUCACAAAUUAUUGGAUGCAUGCGAAUGGAUGGAUGGGGAUGUUCUAAAUGCUCUAACACCAAAGAUGGUAGGAGACAGACCAAACACUUAUACAUACACCAAAGCCAUUGCAGAAUAUCUGCUGUACCAAAACAAAGAGGACCUCCCCAUAGUUAUUUUUAGACCCUCCAUUGUGGGGGCUUCCUGGCAAGAACCAGUACCUGGAUGGGUUGAUAAUUACAAUGGACCAACAGGACUUUUAGCAGCUGUUA
Saccostrea cuccullata (small rock oyster) is the source of this 810-nucleotide messenger RNA. Its product is annotated as fatty acyl-CoA reductase 1-like. Gene Ontology annotation, biological process: long-chain fatty-acyl-CoA metabolic process. The transcript is spliced from 6 exons. NCBI's taxonomy places the organism in Eukaryota, Metazoa, Mollusca, Bivalvia, Ostreida, Ostreidae. Gene Ontology annotation, molecular function: alcohol-forming very long-chain fatty acyl-CoA reductase (NADP+) activity. The record is from RefSeq and is a predicted model, not a curated record. The annotation marks the transcript as partial. Gene Ontology annotation, cellular component: peroxisome.